AUGGACAGCUUGAAGAGUUGUAUGUACAUACAUUACUAAAGGUAAACAUCACCCACGUUGACACUCAGCAAAGCGUCAAAUUCAUAAGCUUUUAGUGUGCGAUAUCAGUGACAAGUGUUAAUAGCCUUAUCUAUCAGUUAAGUGAAUUAGACAGGAUCUAUAAAAAUGGUCAUGUAAAUUUGCAUGUUAGGCCAGCUGUCCAACACAGUUGCGCUCCAGGCGUCGACUAGUUAAGUGUCAACAUGACUGCAUAUAAUUAUAGCAUACAGUUUGACUUUAGUCAAUGGGAUUUUCCUGCGGAGCGCAUUUGGCUGCACAAAGCGAAUGAGGAGAUUGCGUGGAAAAUCAUCUCGUUUUUGCCACUGAUUAUUUUUGGCUUAUAUGGAAACUACAUCUUGAUCUAUCUGAUAGCCACGAAUCGUGCACUGAGAUCGCCAACGAAUUUAAUAAUAGCCAAUAUGGCAAUGGCCGACUUUCUAACCCUGCUCAUUUGCCCUGCUCUGUUCCUGAUCAACGACUUCUAUCAGAACUAUCAACUGGGCUGUGUGGGCUGCAAGCUGGAGGGCUUUCUAGUGGUUGUCUUUCUGAUCACAGCCGUACUGAAUCUCUCGGUGGUCAGCUAUGAUCGUCUCACAGCGAUUGUUCUGCCCCAGGAGACGCGCCUGACGCUGUGCGGUGCGAAUAUUGUCAUCGCUUGCACAUGGCUGGCGGGGCUGUUGCUGGCUCUACCCUUGGCCAUUUAUCGGCAGUACAGGGUGCGUAUUUGGCGAAACUUUACGGAACGCUACUGCAAGGAGAAUAUGACUGUGCUGCCCAAGUACUGGUAUGUGCUGAUCACGGUACUGGUCUGGUUGCCACUGAGCAUUAUGCUCAUCUGCUAUACGGCUAUAUUUAUAAAGCUGGAUCGCUAUGAGAAGCGCGUCUUGAGUCGCGAAAAUCCACUGAGUGUCAGUUAUAAGCGCAGCGUGGCCAAAACGCUUUUCAUUGUGGUCAUUGUUUUCGUGCUGCUGCGUUUGCCCUUCACCAUUUUCGUGGUGCUGCGCGAAAAGUAUUACAGCAGCGAGUCGAGCGUGGAUUGUGGCAUGAAGUACUUUUCAUACUUUUCGCAAUAUCUCAUAUUUGUCAAUGCCGCCGUCAACCCCAUCAUCUAUGGCUUCAACAAUGAGAACUUCAGACGUGCCUAUGCACAAAUCGCGUGUGUGCAAAAGCGCAGAGCCGCAAACGCAAAUCGUAUUCAUCAUUGUUUGUAUUGUGAUUUCAUUCAAAAUAACAAAUCUACACAAGCGAAUGCCGGACAGAGAUCGGACAAGGAGAUAUCACAGUCUGCGGCCAGGGUAACUAAAAAGCUGGAGGAAACAUCCAAUAUCAAUGAGACUCUAAUGCCACAGCUUAAUGGCGAGGGGUUUAUUUAAAGUCUCAAUUCGUAGUUUUUCAAUACGGUUAUAAAGUCUUCUAAUCAGGCGAAUCCCAAUAAUAAUCUCUUAUUGUUAUAAUUCAAACGAUUUUCAUAAGAAUUCCAAGUAAAUACACUUCCUAGGCUUUAAACUCUGAUUACUUUUUCAAAACUCAACCAAUCUUCCUUGUGGAAUA
Drosophila montana is the source of this 1590-nucleotide messenger RNA. RefSeq names its product neuropeptide FF receptor 2. Bases 243 to 1412 code for a protein of 389 amino acids. NCBI's taxonomy places the organism in Eukaryota, Metazoa, Arthropoda, Insecta, Diptera, Drosophilidae. Gene Ontology annotation, molecular function: neuropeptide binding; neuropeptide receptor activity. Gene Ontology annotation, biological process: G protein-coupled receptor signaling pathway. The record is from RefSeq and is a predicted model, not a curated record. Gene Ontology annotation, cellular component: neuron projection; plasma membrane. The transcript is spliced from 3 exons.